AUGCCCACUUUGUUCAAGAGGACUGUGGACACAUUUGGACACCAGGUGGCGCUCAGAGAGACUGUCACCCCUGGAGUAGAGGCAAGGUUGAGAGUGGACAUUCAAGCAAUACUCAGAGGAUGUCAUGACUUGUGCCAAAGCCUUCAUUUCUCUUGGGCUACCAAGACUUGGCACAGUUUGCAUCCUAGGGAAGAACUCUNAGCAGUAGAGCCGGAACUUGGAUUCCGGAACCGAGGACCGGAUCAAGUGUUGCCAACAAAAGCGGACUUUGUGACUGACUGGAAGCAAGCAGUGAGGAUCCGACUGGGACCUGAAUGUGAUUCGGAGCCUGAGUCUAUGCCCACUUUGUUCAAGAGGACUGUGGACACAUUUGGACACCAGGUGGCGCUCAGAGAGACUGUCACCCCCGGAGUAGAGGCAAGAGGAGUGUUUGCUGGCAUUUAUGAGACAGACAGUCCUGAGCAAUGCAAGUACAUUGCUGCUACCAUGGAAGCAACAAUUGUGGUGGUGGAGAAUGAUGAACAGGCCAUCAAGAUCCAAACUGUGAAGUCUCAGUUGCCAGCACUGAGAGCUGUCAUCCAAUGGAAUGGAGAACCGCUUAUCCCUGGUGUCAUGAAGUGGUCCACCAUGAUGACCCAAGGGAAUCAUUUGAGGAAUGAACUGGAAAGUCGACUGGAGUCAAUAGCCAUCAACCAAUGCUGUGUGGCUGUUUGCACUUCAGGGACCAUUGGGAACCCAAAGUUGGCCAUGAUGACACAUGACUACUGUGUUCUGAAUGCAAAAAGCUUUUCAAAGCACAGUUCCUCCAGGAUGGGUCAAGAGAUCAUGAUGAGUUUCAUGCCAUUCAAUCAUGCCAGUGGAUUUAUUUUUGAGUUUCUAUGUCACAUUGCUUGUGCUGGCACUUUGAACUUUAAACCUGAAGCAUUAAGGGGCAACCUUUUGGAGCCCUUGAAGGAAGUGAGACCCACUCAGAUUUUCACAGUUCCUAGACAAGUGGAGAAACUUGCUGAGAAGCUCAAGGUCUUGGAAACUGAGUUGAUGGGUCCUGGCCUAACUUGGGCCAGGAAUGCUGCCCUGGAAUAUUACCUGGCCAAGCAACAUGGACCUAUUUUCACAGUUCCUAGACAAGUGGAGAAACUUGCUGAGAAGCUCAAGGUCUUGGAAACUGAGUUGAUGGGUCCUGGCCUAACUUGGGCCAGCAAUGCUGCCCUGGAAUAUUACCUGGCCAAGCAACAUGGACCUGUGACAAUAUCUCAGGAGGCCAAUUUUAAAAAGGCGAAACUUUUGCAUUUCAACUCAAUCAAGAAAAGAAUGGGCUUGGACAGGAUGAGGUACUUUGCAGUUGGAGCAGCUCCUGUGAGUGCAGCUCUUGUGGAGUACUUUCUCAGCUUUGACAUUCAACUGUUUCAGGAGUAUGGGAUGACAGAGUGUGGACCAACAAACAUAGAGACUCCAACUCUCUUUGGAAUUGGAAGUUGUGGAGGAGUUGUGAAAGGAUUCAAUGUUGUUGUGGAACCUUGUGGUGAUGGUGGAACUGAAGGAGAGGCACUGGUGGAUCCUAAUACAAAUUUGCCAACUGAUGAACUGUCCCCUGAAGCCUUGCAGUGGCUGGAAGUGAUUGGAUCACCCUGCAAAACUGUCUCUCAAGUGAUUGCUACUGAAGAUCCAGCAGUUUUCAAAUCAAUCCAGGAAGCCAUUGAUGAGUAUAACUCAAAAUUUGCAGCCAGCAAUGUUGAGUCCAUAAAAAAGUGGAGGAUCAUUCCCACAGAAUUCUCUCUUGUGGGGGGAGAGCUGAACAAUGUUCUCAAGUUGAAGAGAGCAUUUAUUGAGACCAAAUAUGCCAAAUAUAUUGAGUCCAUCCCAAUUGAACAGAAGUUGAAGAGACUAUUGAACCCUGCCAUCACUAGUGUCAUUGUUGUUGGGGAGUCCAGAAAGUUCAUUUCUGCUCUGUUUGGCCUCAAGGCACUGGUGGAUCCUAAUACAAAUUUGCCAACUGAUGAACUGUCCCCUGAAGCCUUGCAGUGGCUGGAAGUGAUUGGAUCCCCCUGCAAAACUGUCUCUCAAGUGAUUGCUACUGAAGAUCCAGCAGUUUUCAAAUCAAUCCAGGAAGCCAUUGAUGAGUAUAACUCAAAAUUUGCAGCCAGCAAUGUAGAGUCCAUAAAAAAGUGGAGGAUCAUUCCCACAGAAUUCUCUCUUGUGGGGGGAGAGCUGAACAAUGUCCUCAAGUUGAAGAGAGCAUUUAUUGAGACCAAAUAUGCCAAAUAUAUUGAGUCCAUGUAU
Molecule: messenger RNA, 2280 nt
Organism: Notodromas monacha
Lineage: Eukaryota; Metazoa; Arthropoda; Ostracoda; Podocopida; Cyprididae
Source: the annotation of a GenBank genome assembly